AUGUGCAUCCAGACCGGGGGCGGGGUGCACACGCAGGAGGAGGGGGGCAGCAGGCGUUCUGGAGAACCGUUUCCAGAAGAGGCCGGAGUGGAAAAGGAAGGUAAGAACAAGCCCGUGGUUUACAUCACAUACUCUUAUGCUACAGUGUGGAUGAUCUGUAGCAAAUUCAAAGCCACCUACGAUGGCAACCAUGAUACUUUCCAGGUAGAGUUUCUGGUCAUUCCCUCAGCAGUAUUAGCCUUUCUAGUGAAUCGAUUUACUCCCCUGGAAAUUCUCUGGACAUUCUCCAUCUACCUGGAGUCGGUAGCUAUCUGGCCACAACUCCUCAUGGUUAAUAAGACGGGUGAGGAAGAGACCAUCACAAGCCACUAUCUCUUCGCCUUGGGUGUCUACUGUGCCCUCUAUCUACUCAACUGGAUCUGGCGUUAUCAGUCUGAGGGCUUCUUUGACCUCACUGCGGUUGUGGCUGGCUUGGUGCUAACUGUACUCUGUUGGGAUUUCUUCUACCUCUAUAUUACAAAGGUUCUAAAAGGCAAGAAGUUGAGUUUGCCGGCAUAGUACUAAGACCACAACAAGAUCCUUUGAU
Messenger RNA from Euleptes europaea (tarantolino), 586 nucleotides. It is a transcript of the gene KDELR1, whose product is annotated as KDEL endoplasmic reticulum protein retention receptor 1. The record is from RefSeq and is a predicted model, not a curated record. Gene Ontology annotation, biological process: endoplasmic reticulum to Golgi vesicle-mediated transport; protein retention in ER lumen. Lineage: Eukaryota; Metazoa; Chordata; Lepidosauria; Squamata; Sphaerodactylidae. Gene Ontology annotation, molecular function: ER lumen protein retrieval receptor activity. Gene Ontology annotation, cellular component: endoplasmic reticulum; membrane; cis-Golgi network.